AUGGGGGAAAGUGGGAACUCUAGGAUGCCAGUUUAUGUCAUGGGCAUCACCAGCACUCAGACUCCUUUCUCCUUCGGCAGUGCUGUGCCAGGCUUAACGUUCCACUGGUCUGUCACCAAGAGGGACACUCUGGAUGUCAGGACAAGGCACAGUGAGGCUGCUUUUCAGCUUCCUGCAAACUACAACUUUGCGGUGGAUGUUUAUGGCAGAGUAAAGGGAAGAACAGGCCUCAAAGUUGUAGUGAAGGUCCUUGAUGCUGCAGCCAACCAGUUCUACAACAUGGCAAGAGAACUGUCCGACGAAAUCCAGAUUCAGGGCCUCAGUUUUCUCUCCUGGUUCCUGUACCUGAUCACAGUUACCAGGUGGAUGCUCACCGAUAACAGUAGACAGAGUGCUGAGGAAAAUGGGAUCAUUAGUUAG
This is a messenger RNA of Vidua macroura (Pin-tailed whydah), 420 nucleotides long. Its product is annotated as nuclear pore membrane glycoprotein 210-like. The transcript has 4 exons. The coding region runs from base 1 to 420 and encodes 139 amino acids. The record is from RefSeq and is a predicted model, not a curated record. NCBI's taxonomy places the organism in Eukaryota, Metazoa, Chordata, Aves, Passeriformes, Viduidae. Gene Ontology annotation, cellular component: nuclear pore.